AUGUCCGAUGCUGAGCCCAUCAUCUAUAACGACGACAUCGAAGACAGCGAGGACGACUUUGACUGGGAAGAGGUCCCUGUUCCCGAACCUCCGGGGCAAGAGAUCGUGCUCGACGAGCAACAACCUGCCCCUCAGAACAUUGAGAUCACCAUCAGGACUAAGCCAAAGAAGAGUGCCAAGGCAGACGUAAAGAAGCAGGGCAUCAGUCAUGCCGAGAGAUUGUUGCGCGUCGACUGCCACAAGCUCCAUACACUAUGUCUCCUUGCAAGCGCACGUAUACGCAACAAGUGGCUUAACGACCCCCUCCUGCAUGCACGACUACUAUCCCUUACCCCGCUCGAGCUGCAGAAUGCCUUCUCCGCAAUCCACAAGUCACGCAUGCCAGAUGCCAAUCAUCGCGCGCACAUGUUUCGACGCGCUCUUGAGGGUCUCGUCGAGUGGUGGGCGGACGAGUUCUUCGACGUCAGGCCCGAAGGUCACAUCCGCAACCGUACAUUCGCCGAAGUCCAGAAGUACAUGAUCAAGCACAAAGUUCCCCUCGAUGAACCCGACGCGACCAUGGAUCCCGAGAUGCUAGAAGACGUACUUGAUGACGAAGGCGAGACUAUACGAAGUCCCAAGAGCUUCAUGAAGCAUGCGCUUAUGCACAGCGGCUCGCGGGACGUGAGCGCGCAGUUGUUUACUGCGCUGUGUCGAGCUCUCGGCCUUCCUGCACGCUUGGUCGUCAGUAUACAGAGCGUGCCUUGGCAGACCAAGGAUACUUUAUACAGUUCGCCUGCCAAGAAGAAGCAAAGCAAAGGCAAGGGCAAACAGAAGGCUAUUGAACUCGAAGACGAUGGUGGAGCCUCCGCGACGCCGUCUGGCUCUGUCAACGGGGCUUUCCCCGGCACUGGUCAGUCGGUGGCGGGUAGCUCGACGCCUAUGAGCGAGAAGGCCAAGGGCAAACAACGAGCGGAACCGCAAGUGAGGCUCAGGAAGGGGAAGAGCAAGGGUAAUGUCUUGGGGAAAGCUUCGACACCGACGCCCGUACCUGCCGAUCCUCUGAGCUCCCCACCCGUCUUCUGGACCGAAGUCUUCUCCCGUACUGACGGGCGCUGGAUUCCCAUCGACCCCAUCCGCAACAAGGUCAACCGUCGCAAAGCCUUCGACCCUUCGCCCGCCACCGCUGGUCCCAAGUCCGCGAAGCCCGAGCGCGACAACAUCAUCGCGGUAUAUAACCAGUCCCAGGCCCUGACUGCGCCAGCGAAGCGCGUCGGCGGUCGCCCUAUUAAGGAGGAGAAUCGCAUGUUGUACGUAGUCGCCUUCGAGGAGGACGGGUACGCGCGGGAUGUGACCAGGCGGUAUGCGCAUCAGUAUCUGUCGAAGGUGAUGAAGGCGCAGGGAGGGAGCAAGCAGUUGACGAGGGGGAAGAACAGGAUACAGUGGUGGGAGGGGGUGAUGGGGCUGGUGACGCGGCCGUAUCGACUGCAUCGCGACGACAUGGAGGACGAGGAGCUCAACUCGAUGCAAAUGUCCGAGGGCAUGCCUACCACUCUCGCUGGCUUCAAGGAUCACCCUUUAUACGUCCUCGAGCGCCACAUCCGCCAACACGAAACCAUUCACCCUCCACCACCCGCCACACCUGAGCUGGGCAAAUUCCGCGGCGAGCCCGUGUACCCCCGCUCCAACGUCGUCGCCCUCAAGUCAGCCGAGAACUGGAUGCGCACCGAAGGGCGGACCGUUAAGGCGGGCGAGCAGCCGAUGAAGUUCAUCAAGCUGCACGCGAACACGGUGGCGCGUCUCCGGGAGAUCGAGCUGGCGAAGGACGAGUUACGGGUAGCGGGGGAGUCGGCGGGGGAUUUGAUGCAGGGCUUGUACGCGAGGUCGCAGACGGAGUUGUUUGUGCCACCGCCUGUGGUGGAUGGUAAGAUACCGAAAAACGGGUUUGGUAACGUCGACCUGUUCGUGCCAAGUAUGUUGCCGCAGGGUGCGGUUCAUGUUCCCUACAAGGGCGUCGUCAAGGUUGCGAGGAAACUGGGUUUCGACUAUGCAGAAGCACUCACUGGCUUCGAGUUCAAGAAGCGCAGGGCGGUGCCAGUUAUCCAGGGCGUUGUUGUUGCGGUCGAGAACGAACAAGCAUUGCUCGAAGCCUAUUGGGAGGCCGAGCAAGACGCUGCAGAGAAAGCUCGUGUCAAGCGCGAAGAGCGCGUGCUCAAGCUGUGGACGCGUCUCGUGCAAGGGCUUACUAUACGCGCUCGCUUGCAAGACCAGUACGCUGACCGUGACCGAGGAAGCAAGGCCCCGGCCAACGAGCCGCCUCCCACCGCUUCGACCACUGCUGCGCAGCCCGAAGAUGACGACCUCAUCGAAGUGGAACUCCCAGACACCGGCGGCGGCUACCUCGUUGGCGCGGAUGACGUGGUGCAGUCAUACCACCUCCCGAAGGCGCAGUACGCGGCUGGCGUGUCCAGGGAGACAUCCCAAUCAGGCGACGACAAUGGGGUGGCUUCUUCUGGUACGCCCGCGCCUGAGGUCAUCUUGCAGACCAUGGAGCUGGACGAGGCGGACACCGUGGAAGCGGUCGCACCGGCGGCAGAUCGCGUGGCCCCGAGGACGAUGGAAGCUCUCGCGGCGGACUCGUCACGGGCGCAGAGCGAGGGCGCGCACGAGGAGGACGAGGAUAUUUUGGUGCUCGACGGGCCUGUGAACGCGCACGCGAAUGGAGUCGGUCAGGCCAAUGGCACCAAUGGGGCGGGGAGCCGCGGCUCGUCAGCUGGUAGACAGACGAGGAAGGCGGCUAACGGUGCGACGGCGGCCAAUGGCGAGGCGUCAACCAAUGGCAAAGCGCCAGCCAAGCGGGUGGCUGGAAGGAAAAGGGGUCGGAAAGCCAUUGAGGAGAGCGAGGGUAGCGAGGACGAGAAGCCCUCGAGGAAGCGGACGAACACGCGCAAGCGGGCUUCCCCUGCCAAGACGCCCGUAGCGGCGGAGUCUGCGACGACAGAGACCGCCAGUGCACCUACAACAGCGGAGACGCCCGCGCGGCGGACUCUUCGUCCGCGGAAGACAAAGACUGCGGAGCAAAUCCAGCAGGAGCGGGAGGCUGAGUUGGCGUAUCGAAGGGCUAUCGCGGACUCUGAUGGCUCUUCCUUCGGGAGAGCUGCGUGCGCCGUCUUCUGUGGCAACAGCGACGCGAAGGUGAGAUACGACGUGUGCCCGCGCACCUCGUUGAGCACCUUCGACAACGUUUGCGUCUUCGGUGCCGCUGCCGCUGCGACCUGCGCCCCAUUAGCCUCCCCGCUCGCCUCGCCCUCCGUCUUGACCCGCUUCGUCUCGCUUUCCGGCGUGUCCGGUCAAAGAAAUAUACUUACCGGCGUCUACCUCUUCAGUGACCGUGAAACCUUCCUUGCAUACAUUUCUGUGGGUAAGGGUGACUUGUUCUGCCAUUCCAUGCUCGGCGAACUCCUCCCUGAGAAGAAACGGAAAUGGGACAGGGGAUGGAAGAUCGAUCGUCGCAGCGGCAUAUACGUGAGCCAUACAAGAGUGGCCCAGACGUGGGGGAGGGGAAUACACGGGGCCAUCGAUAGGACGGUCAUGGGCACUGAUAAGAAGGGACGUACCGGCUUCGAUGACACGACUGCCUGGGCGGAUUCCCAGGUGUGCGGUUACGAAAGCGAUGUCGGGCAGGUAGAGGAUUUGCGUGCGGUGGGGAAGGGCCAUAGUCCAGAGCUCCGGCGUAGGGCGGAGGACAUGAAUGAAGCCCUUGCCUGUGCGCGACCCGACCUUCGAGCCAUAAGGGACGCCAAUGAAGCGAGAUGGAUCUACAUGACGGACUCUGUCACUGAUUUGCUUGGGUGGGAGCCCCGCGAGCUUGUCGGACGGCCUUCCUUGGAGCUCGUUCAUCCCGAUGAGUUCCUGCGCGUCCGUAAACUCCACUACGACACCAUCACCGAGGACAAGGCCGCCGUGCUCGCCUACCUCAGGAUGCGGCACAAGGACCCCUACAAAGGCUACGUCCUCUGCGGGAUCGUACUGCGCCGCGCCAGAACCGUCGUCCACAACGUGCUCAUGGGGAGUGUCUCCUUCGCGCGGCCGGGGCCCAAGCAGCUGCACAACGCGUCGACGGCGACGGAGAUAGAGGUCAUCACCCCCGCUGCCAAAGACUUCCAGUUCAGGCGCUGGAACGACCCGACGCCCAUGCCCCCGAGCCCUGGGACCGUGCAAGAGCUGCCGACGACAGAGGAGGAGAACCCGGCGGCCUGGCACCGGCGCAGCGAAUCCAGAUCCCCCAGCCCCCGACGCGGCCGGCGACGCAGCCGGCACCGGAACACGGGCGACGGUAGCUCCCCCGACCGCCAUGGGGAGCCCUCCUCCCGCUCGCCGUCCCCCAAAGUUGACCCGAGCGUGUCCUUCGACCCGCUGCCGAACCAGUCCUUCCGCACGGCGUUCAUCGUGGACAGGUUCUCCCUGAGCUGCCCGAUUAUGUACUAUACAAACGACCAUUUCAUCGAGACGAUGGAGAUUCUGGGCCGGAGCUUUUAUGACUUUGUGUCGAAGAAGGACGAGUCGCUGGUUAGGAGCUGGAUCGAUUUGGUGAAGUCGUGGGGGGUGAAUGAGAGGGGUCAGCCGUCGGAUGGAGGGUUUGGGUUUGGACGUUUCCGCCUACUCACUCGCGGCAGGAAAUCAGCCGAAGCCGAACCCGCAGACCGCCGGCGCACCUCCAUGUCCCGCGCCCGCCAGACCAGCCGCCAACCAAAGCCAAAGUCCGUUUCCCGCUCAAGGCCGGUCAUACAGACCGAUGCGCACCUGGCGGACAACCAUCCCAACCACCAGCGCGGCGACCGCUCACAAACACAUCCAUACACCUACGUCGAUGCGAUAUUCUCUGCGCACUCGGAUGGGUUGAUGAUCAUCCUUCGUGGCUGCCCGAACGUCACGCAGCCGUUGCCGCCGACUGGCAGCCAGGCAGCAGGCCCGUCACGUCCCAAUCCAUGA
Schizophyllum commune H4-8 is the source of this 4971-nucleotide messenger RNA. RefSeq names its product Rad4-domain-containing protein. Gene Ontology annotation, cellular component: nucleotide-excision repair factor 2 complex; nucleus; XPC complex. The transcript has 21 exons. Gene Ontology annotation, biological process: nucleotide-excision repair; mismatch repair. NCBI's taxonomy places the organism in Eukaryota, Fungi, Basidiomycota, Agaricomycetes, Agaricales, Schizophyllaceae. The record is from RefSeq and is a predicted model, not a curated record. Bases 1 to 4971 code for a protein of 1656 amino acids. Gene Ontology annotation, molecular function: single-stranded DNA binding; protein binding; damaged DNA binding.